Molecule: messenger RNA, 884 nt
Organism: Anneissia japonica
Lineage: Eukaryota; Metazoa; Echinodermata; Crinoidea; Comatulida; Comatulidae
Product: ficolin-2-like
Exons: 3
Source: RefSeq, a predicted model, not a curated record
GUACUUUAUUUUUUUUUUCUGCAAGCUUAUCCCCAAGACUGUACUGAACUCCUUGAAAACAAUGACGAAGCGAGUAGUGGAGACUACAUGAUUCAGCCUCAUGACGAAGGCGAACCGUUUAGAGUGUACUGCGAUAUGGACACUGACGGUGGUGGAUGGACGGUCUUCCAAAAACGAGAAGAUGGAACCAUCGACUUCUAUAAAAAUUGGUCGGAAUACAAAUUAGGGUUUGGGAAUGUCAAUAGCGAGCAUUGGCUUGGUAAUGAGAAAAUCCAUCGGCUUUCGUCUGCAGGUAACUACGAAUUAAGAGUUGACAUGUCUUCCUUCGAAGGAGAAUCUAAGUACGCCCGCUACGACAACUUUCGACUUGCUGACGAACAGAACAAUUUCAGACUGAUACUUGGAACUUACAGUGGCGAUGCAGGCGAUUCUCUUGAUUGGCAUCGUAAUUUACAAUUUUCAACAUCUGAUAGAGAUCAUGAUACGUAUGGUUUGUCGUGUGCAGUGCUUUACAAAGGAGCAUGGUGGUACAACAGCUGUCUUUGGUCGAAUUUGAAUGGCUUGUACUUGAAGGGUGAAACCGACCAGUACGCUAAAGGAGUCGUGUGGAAACAUUGGAAAGGUUAUUACUAUUCAUUGAAAACAACUGAGAUGAAAAUUCGUAGAUUGAAAGUUUAGACUUCAAUAGUUGUUCAGAGAAUUACCUAAUGUCCGCUCUUGAUGAAUAUCAAUAUUCAACAAGGAUUAUAAUUUAUGUUUUAUGUAGUCUUUUAUGAAACUUUUCUAGAAUAUUUCAGUUAUAGAUAGAAACAACAAGCUAUUCGAUGGCUAAUGCUGUAUUGGUAAUUUUAAUAGAAAAUAAACAUUAUGAAUUGCGAACAAUA